Molecule: messenger RNA, 2502 nt
Organism: Olea europaea var. sylvestris
Lineage: Eukaryota; Viridiplantae; Streptophyta; Magnoliopsida; Lamiales; Oleaceae
Product: auxin efflux carrier component 7-like
Exons: 7
Coding region: 185-2083 (632 amino acids)
Biological process (GO): auxin export across the plasma membrane; auxin polar transport
Cellular component (GO): endoplasmic reticulum; plasma membrane
Molecular function (GO): auxin efflux transmembrane transporter activity
Source: RefSeq, a predicted model, not a curated record
CCGUACCCUAUGCAAUACCCACCCCUCGACUUUUCUAUCUUGAAGUACUUACUUCUCUUUCCAUUUGCCCCCCAGCCUUUUCUCCCUAUUCUAGUCCUCAUCUUUUCCAUAUAUCCUCCCAAUCUUGAAAAACAAGCCAUAUAAAAGUGCUACUAGUUGUUUUUUCCUUCUUCAACUGACGAAAAUGAUAAGUUGGCAUGAUCUUUAUGUCGUCUUAACUGCUGUAAUUCCUCUCUAUGUAGCCAUGAUCUUGGCCUAUGGCUCCGUCCGGUGGUGGAAAAUAUUCACCCCGGACCAGUGCUCCGGCAUCAACAGAUUUGUCGCCAUUUUCGCGGUGCCUCUCCUUUCUUUCCACUUCAUUUCGAACAAUGAUCCUUAUGCCAUGAACUUCCGGUUCAUCGCUGCAGAUACACUUCAGAAACUUAUAAUGCUUGUGAUUCUUGGCUUGUGGGCUAAUUUAACCAAAAAUGGCAGUCUUGAAUGGUCUAUAACAAUUUUUUCACUUUCCACACUGCCUAACACUCUCGUGAUGGGCAUUCCUUUGUUGAUUGCUAUGUAUGAUAAGGGCUCGGGUAGUCUUAUGGUACAAAUAGUGGUGCUACAGUGCAUCAUUUGGUACACGCUUUUGCUCUUCUUGUUCGAGUAUCGCGGUGCCAAGAUGCUCAUCAUGGAGCAGUUCCCUGAGACCGCAGCUUCAAUUGUGUCGUUUAAGGUUGAGUCGGAUGUUGUUUCUUUAGAUGGACAAGAUUUUCUUGAAACAGAUGCUGAGUUAGGUAAUGAUGGCAAGCUUCAUGUAACUGUGAGGAAAUCAAAUGCAUCAAGGAGGUCACUUGGACAUGGUUCAUUCUCAGGAUUGACCCCUCGGCCGUCGAAUCUUACAGGAGCUGAAAUUUACAGUUUGAGUUCGACUCCAAGGGGGUCUAAUUUUAAUCAUUCCGAUUUAUGCUCGAUGAUGGGAUUUCCAGGCAGACUAUCGAAUUUUGGUCAGUCCGAUACAGGUAGAUUUUCGAACUUCAAUGUCACAGAUAUGUACUCAGUUCAAUCAUCUAGAGGUCCAACUCCGAGGACGUCAAAUUUUGAGGAAAACUGUGCACCUGGACCUCUCACGAGCCCAUCAUUGCCUUUCACUUCGCAUCCGGCUCCGAAUCUCGAUAGUGCUUCAGCUGUUCCAAAAACUGCAAAAAACCAUCAGCAGCAACUGCAGUCGCAGCCUCAGCCACGGUCCCAGAAACCGGGUAACAAGGCGAACCAUGAUUCUAAGGAGCUUCACAUGUUGGUGUGGAGCUCGAGCACAUCGCCGGUGUCGGAAGGAGGUGGGCAUCACGUGCUCGGUGGACCCGAUUUCAGUGCUUCCGAGCAAUCCAAGGAAAUCAAGUUGUUUGUUUCUGAUAACCCUCAAAAUGGGGAAACUAAAGCCAUUCCCCAAACUGGGGAUUUUUGUGGUCGAGGUAGAGAGCAUGCAGAAGAGGAGAGAGAAAAGGAUGGUCCCACAGAGCUGUCCAAACUGAGCAACAAUCCUACGGUCCAGCUACAACCACGUGUUGUCCAAGGUCAAUUUCCCAGCGCCGUAAGCAAUAUGCCACCGGCUAGUGUCAUGACUCGACUAAUUUUGAUUAUGGUGUGGCGAAAACUUAUCCGAAAUCCUAACACGUAUUCAAGUCUCAUUGGUUUAAUAUGGUCGCUAGUCUCGUUUAGGUGGGAUGUGCAUAUGCCUAAGAUUGUACAAGGGUCAAUCUCCAUACUCUCUGAUGCUGGCCUUGGAAUGGCUAUGUUUAGCUUAGGCUUGUUUAUGGCACUUCAACCGAAGAUAAUAGCAUGCGGGAACAAGGCAGCUGCUUUCUCCAUGGCAGUGAGGUUCUUCGCUGGCCCAGCAGUAAUGGCUGCAGCUUCCUUCGCUAUUGGCCUUCGUGGUACUCUACUCCAUGUCGCGAUCGUACAGGCCGCACUUCCACAAGGGAUUGUUCCAUUUGUGUUUGCUAAAGAAUACAAUGUUCAUCCAGCCAUUCUUAGCACUGCGGUUAUAUUUGGAAUGUUGAUUGCAUUGCCAAUCACACUAGUCUAUUACAUACUUCUUGGAUUAUAAUUAUUGAAACAAAAUGCGAAUCCACAACCAGUGGAUUGUGACACUUCGUUGAAAUAGGUGGCCGAGAUGUUUGACUCGUCAAUCAAAUUAUACAAGAGCGGAUCACGCCCCAAUCCGAGGGGAAAAGAUAGUCAAGGAGUAAAACGACGAGGAUUAGCACUGUCGACUGAGUGCAAGAAAUGGAAGUAGAAAAAAGCGAUUAUCAAUUUUAAUUUCUCCGUAAUUUAUUUCGUGAGUGAACGUCAUAAUUGUAGCUUAUUCUUUGCUUGAAAUCGGAUUAGAAAGUUCGAAAACCCGGUUUACUUUUUCCUCAAUAGUGUUAGCAGGUGAUAAUUGUUUUUGUUUUCUUCGUCGUUUACCUCUUACAAUGUAAUUACUUUAAGAUGAUUAACAGUUGAAAGGUUUCAUUAUGAUCUUUA